AUAUAUUUUUGGUAUUAAGGGUUUCUAAAUUUUGCAAACAAAAUGUCUGGCAAACUUUUAAUAAAUUUUCUUAGAACCUUAGGAAGCCCAGCAGUACAGGUACGUUCCAUGUUCUCUGACGGACUAAUGGACGCCAACGCCUACAAGAGGGUUCUUAUCAAUAAGAAACCAAUCGAACCCACGCCCACGGUUUCGGUUCACGGAAGUAAAAGCUGUUCACAAAAGUUCAGCAAAUCGAAAGAAAAUUUUUCUAGUAAAAAUUGUACAGGAAAUUCAUCAAAUGGUAGCGAAUUUAAAAAUAUCGAUGAACGAAUGAACUUUGUGCAAGAUGCAUAUAAAAAUUCUGAGAAAAAGUUGAUUGGCUUACGACCAGGUCCUUAUACCCAUGCGAGACGCAAACAGUUAGACGUUGAAGAAAACUUCAAAACAUACGAGCAUUAUCCACGUCUUGAUAAUGUUUUCUAUAAGAAAGAUUCACCGAGUUCUAAAUCAGCUGUUGCGCAAUUACUUGCAGAAAGGAAGAAAGCUACACACUCUUCCGAUUCAAAGAAAAGCUUCAUAACUCAACCAAAACGUCGUUAUUAGUCCGUCAGACGUAUGAUAACCAACCUAUGCUGGAGACCAAUUCACAACUGCUUUAUGAACCAGACAUUUUUGUUUUUUUUUUUGGUAAAUAUAACAGAAACAAUAAAAUA
Molecule: messenger RNA, 695 nt
Organism: Teleopsis dalmanni
Lineage: Eukaryota; Metazoa; Arthropoda; Insecta; Diptera; Diopsidae
Exons: 2
Coding region: 43-585 (180 amino acids)
Source: RefSeq, a predicted model, not a curated record